AUGGCAGCUUUGAAGCGAAUCAAGAAGGAACUGGAAGAGCUUGAGAAGGGCCUCAUUGAAAAUUGCUCAGGAGGUCCUGUCGGUGAUGACCUCUUCCAGUGGGAGGCUGUAAUCCAAGGGCCCGCAGAAACUGCCUAUGCGGGUGGACUCUUCUUCUUGAGCGUUUCCUUUCCCAUCGAGUACCCCUUCAAGCCUCCCAAAGUGCGCUUUACGACGAAGAUCUACCACUGCAAUGUGAAUUCGCAGCAGGGGAGUGAUUUGCAGCCUUUUCGAACGAUCAGUGGAGCAUAG
Durusdinium trenchii is the source of this 291-nucleotide messenger RNA. Lineage: Eukaryota; Dinophyceae; Suessiales; Symbiodiniaceae. The record is from the annotation of a GenBank genome assembly.